AUGGCGGAGAGUGAAGAAGCCUUCGGGCUGCCAGCAACAACACACAGCGAGUCCGAUCCCAAGGAACACUCUUCUGAAACUAAGCAGGACAGCCUGCUCGGAGCGGCCAACAAACCCCACUCCCCACAACAAGCUACAUAUACUCAACAGGGUAUGGAGGGAAUUAAAGUUUAUUUACAUGAGCGAGAGUUAUGGUUAAAAUUUCACGAGGUCGGGACAGAGAUGAUCAUUACUAAAGCGGGAAGGCGCAUGUUUCCCAGUUACAAAGUGAAGGUGACCGGGUUAAAUCCGAAGACAAAAUACAUUCUUUUAAUGGACAUCGUACCGGCGGAUGAUCACCGUUACAAAUUCGCUGAUAAUAAAUGGUCUGUGACGGGGAAGGCAGAACCCGCCAUGCCAGGCAGGCUGUACGUUCACCCGGAUUCACCUGCUACUGGGGCUCACUGGAUGAGACAGUUGGUCUCCUUCCAAAAGCUGAAACUUACCAAUAACCACCUGGACCCCUUCGGACACAUUAUUCUAAAUUCGAUGCACAAAUACCAACCCAGGCUCCAUAUCGUAAAGGCCGACGAAAAUAACGGAUUCGGCUCGAAAAACACUGCAUUCUGUACCCAUGUUUUCUCUGAAACCGCCUUUAUCGCAGUGACGUCCUACCAAAACCAUAAGAUUACGCAGCUUAAAAUAGAAAAUAAUCCCUUUGCAAAGGGAUUUCGCGGGAGCGAUGAUAUGGAGUUGCACAGAAUGUCUCGGAUGCAAAGUAAAGAGUACCCAGUGGUUCCCAGGAGCACGGUCAGGCAACGUGUGGGGUCCGCUGCGAAUCAGUUCAGCGGGGAGGUACGAGUGUUGCCCGUGUCCAACAACCUGAGCUCCCAGUACCAAUGCGAGAACGGCGUCUCCAGUUCGUCUCAAGAGCUGCUCCCUCCCAACCCGUAUUCACUCUCCCAGGAACAGAGUUCGCUCUAUCACUGCAAUAAAAGGAAAGAAGAAGACUGCAACUCGACUGAGCAUCCAUUCAAGAAGUCAUAUAUAGAGAGUCCUCCUCCAGAAGAUGACCCUUUCUACAGGUCCUCAAGUUACUCCCAACAGCAAAACCUUACUCCUUCUUAUAGGACUGACUCAGCACAACGGCAGGCAUGCAUGUAUGCUGGCUCUACAGCAGGAACGGACCCCGGCUCCAGCCUUGAUGACAUUAGUUGUAACACUUGGGCCACUGUUCCUUCAUACAGCAGCUGCACAGUGACUGCGAUGCAGCCCAUGGACCGAAUACCCUACCAACAUUUCUCAGCGCAUUUCACAUCAAGCCCAUUAAUGCCUCGCAUCUCUGGAGUUGCCAACCACACGUCUCCACAGAUAGGGGACACCCACAAUAUGUUUCAGCAUCAGACCUCAGUUUCCCACCAGCCCAUAGUCAGGCCAUGUGCUCCUCAAGCUACCAUUCAGUCUGCAAGCAAUCUUCAACCAGGUGACUACUUGUAUCCACAUGGCAUGUCAAGAACCCUCUCGCCACAUCAAUACCAUUCAGUACAUGGAGUUGGCAUGGUGCCAGAAUGGACUGAAAACAGCUAA
Molecule: messenger RNA, 1566 nt
Organism: Pristis pectinata (smalltooth sawfish)
Lineage: Eukaryota; Metazoa; Chordata; Chondrichthyes; Rhinopristiformes; Pristidae
Product: T-box transcription factor TBX5-like
Exons: 8
Coding region: 1-1566 (521 amino acids)
Biological process (GO): cardiac left ventricle formation; pattern specification process; positive regulation of DNA-templated transcription
Cellular component (GO): nucleus
Molecular function (GO): DNA-binding transcription factor activity, RNA polymerase II-specific; RNA polymerase II cis-regulatory region sequence-specific DNA binding
Source: RefSeq, a predicted model, not a curated record